This is a messenger RNA of Glarea lozoyensis ATCC 20868, 1017 nucleotides long. RefSeq lists its product as uncharacterized. The transcript has a single exon. The record is from RefSeq and is a predicted model, not a curated record. Bases 1 to 1017 code for a protein of 338 amino acids. NCBI's taxonomy places the organism in Eukaryota, Fungi, Ascomycota, Leotiomycetes, Helotiales, Helotiaceae.
AUGCUAAACCUCCCCUUCAAAGUAUUGAAGAUCAUCGUAGAGUGGUUUCUUUACAACAAAGAAAACGACAACGACGAAAUGGAAUCCUUCGGCGAGAUGGAUUUAACCGAUUACGGAGCAGAUUCCGACACGUCGGCGCCAUGGUGGUCAUCCCGAUCCAUUCACAAGAAAUCAUUCGAAAUAUACGAAGACGCCGGUAACGAGUCCGAGGCUGCCACAGUCCUUAUGGAUCUCGACGACAAAGAAGGAACGCAUUUCGGUGAUCGAUUAUCCGACCACUACCAACGAAAGUCAUAUGCGAAAACACCCUUUCCUCUCGUCCUAGACAUGGCGUCCGGUUCACCACUCCUUCUAAACCUCCAACAAUUAUACAAGUACAUGCACCAUUUAGACACGCGUCAUCCAGUGUUGGCGACACUCGCGCAAUCCACCAGAUAUAGAGUCGAGGAAGUCGACCUCAUCGUCGAGAAAUGGGAUAGUCAUAGGGUAUGGAAGCAACACUACAGACAGGCAAUUUGCGAACGGGAAGACAACUUGGAAGCACUUGAUUUCACAACCGACGAGGUCGCCAAGAGAGUUGAAGAGAUCAUCCGUUGCAAGACGAUUGAGGCUAUGAGGGAGUUUAGUAUCCGCAGCGAGAAAGAGCUUGUUCUUGCUGCACUUGAUAUUUAUCAAGCUGAUCCGCAACCCGCGAGCGGUCGUAGUGUUGGCGCGCACUUGUUGGAUGUUUUGGGUAUGAGGAAAGGAAAGGGUUAUGAUAGGACGGAGCAAGCCGACUGGACAGAGCCGAAGAUCGAUCUGGCGACUUUCAGCACCACGGGGGAUUUGCUUGUACGGGAGUGUAAGAAUCAUUUGUGGAAUAGUUACUUGGAGGGGUGGGAACUUGAUCCAGGGAUUUUUGAGAUUCUUGACGAGGCGAAGGGCGAGAUUUUAGACGCUGAAGGUUGGGAUCUGGAAUCUACGCAGAUCGAGGAGGUUGAAAAUGAUGGGAUCUGUGAAGAUUCGGCUCUUGAUUGA